GGUGGAGGGGACGGCCCAGGCGUACAUCGUCCACGGCCCCUCGGGAUUGGGGGGACUCGUGAGCCGGUGUCCCUAAACCAGGGGCUGGAGAAGACACGCCACGUCCCCUCCAAUUCCCGUAAGCACCCCUUGCUCCAUCCUACGCCCAAAUACCCCCGCUCCUCUCCCCUCCACCUCCUCACGCUUCAAACUCAGCCGGGACAGACCACAGCUGUCGCCUCCCCCACCCUGAGAAGACUGCUCAGGGCUUGCUUCACUUUCUCAGAGGGACUCGGCGACCCAAGAGCUGAUUCCUCCGGACGGACGAAGCUGCCAGAAGAGCUCUGGAAGACAGCUAGAGGCCACGAAUCCCUACUGUCGGUGGGUGCCUCGGGUGCUGUGCUGACAAUGAGUGGAUGCUUACCAGUCGUUGGCCUCCGAUGCCUGUCUAGGGACGGCGGGAUGGCUGCGCAGGGCGCACCGAGAUUCCUCUUGACCUUCGACUUCGACGAGACCAUCGUGGAUGAAAACAGCGACGACUCGAUCGUGCGCACCGCGCCGGGCCAGCAGCUGCCGGAGAGCCUGCGAGCCACCUACCGCGAGGGCUUCUACAACGAUUUCAUGCAGCGCGUCUUCAAGUACCUGGGCGAGCAGGGCGUGCGGCCCCGGGACCUGCGCGCCGUCUACGAGGCCAUCCCCCUGUCGCCUGGCAUGGGCGACCUGCUCCAGUUCGUGGCCAAGCAGGGCGCCUGCUUUGAGGUGAUUCUGAUCUCCGACGCCAACACCUUCGGCAUCGAGAGCUCCCUGCGUGCCGCCGGCCACCACGGCCUGUUCCGGCGCAUCCUGAGUAACCCCUCGGGCCCGGACUCCCGGGGGCUGCUGGCGCUGCGCCCCUUCCACAAGCACAACUGCGCGCGCUGCCCCGCCAACAUGUGCAAGCACAAGGUGCUCAGCGACUACCUGCGCGAGCGAGCCCAGGACGGUGUGCACUUCGAGCGCCUCUUCUACGUGGGCGACGGCGCCAACGACUUCUGCCCCAUGAGGCUGCUGGCGGGGGGCGACGUGGCCUUCCCGCGCCGCGGCUACCCCAUGCAUCGGCUCAUCCAGGAGGCGCAGAAGGCCGAGCCCAGCUCCUUCCGCGCCGGCGUGGUGCCCUGGGAGACGGCCGCCGACGUGCGCCUCCACCUGCAGCAGGUGCUGAAGGCGUGCUGAGGGCGGCCGCCGCAGGGGGCGGCGAGUGGGACAGACUGACUAGUGGAUGAUGCCCCCUUCCCUUUCGCUCGCUCGGGGACCGCACUGCUGCGGGGGGAUUGCGGCCUCUUCUCGUUGGGAGGUGGGAGAGGGGGGGUUCGGAGCGGUCUCUAUCUAUGCAGUUCUCCAGCUCUGCCGCUACAGUAGCAUCCGGUGCUUGGCCAACCCAGGCGGGGCGCGCUCCUUGGAAGGGCUUCCGUGGCAGAGGCGAGAAGUGACAGCUCUCGCUGCUUUAACUGCCCCUUCCCUGGUCUUCUCUCAAGGAGACCUAGAGUCCGGAAGUCCUCUAGGGCCCAGCCACCUAUGGUUCACGCUACUCCCAUUGGAGAGAAGAUGCUCCCUCCGCCGACGACCCCAGGCCUCUUCCACCUUGCUUCACCCACGAUCGCACACUAUUGCUAAACGGGCAUCCCACCCACCCGCCAGCACCCCACCCAAGGAAAACAAGCCAGAGGAAACAGUCACCGCCUGGUGGUGCCACGAGGUGGCGCACCGUCCGGCUCCGAGGACCCUGGCAGCCUGCGGCAGUGCCGCCGCCUCUCACCCCCAGCCUCGUCUAUGCAGCAAGAGACCAGGGACUUUUACCAAAGUCGCCCCCGUGGGCUAGGCCCUUCGAGCCUCCCCCUCCCACAGCCCCGUGUGGAACAGAAAGCCAUGAUGUUUUUAAGCAGAGCCAUCAAAACUCCUUCCUCUUUGGUGUUGGGAGCUAUAAAGAAGGCGAAGGGGGAGGAA
Messenger RNA from Echinops telfairi (small Madagascar hedgehog), 1962 nucleotides. It is a transcript of the gene PHOSPHO1, whose product is annotated as phosphoethanolamine/phosphocholine phosphatase 1. Gene Ontology annotation, molecular function: phosphatase activity. Bases 388 to 1191 code for a protein of 267 amino acids. Gene Ontology annotation, biological process: bone mineralization involved in bone maturation. The record is from RefSeq and is a predicted model, not a curated record. The transcript is spliced from 4 exons. NCBI's taxonomy places the organism in Eukaryota, Metazoa, Chordata, Mammalia, Afrosoricida, Tenrecidae.